Talpa occidentalis (Iberian mole) is the source of this 2599-nucleotide messenger RNA. It is a transcript of the gene AKNAD1, whose product is annotated as AKNA domain containing 1. Bases 230 to 2368 code for a protein of 712 amino acids. The record is from RefSeq and is a predicted model, not a curated record. Lineage: Eukaryota; Metazoa; Chordata; Mammalia; Eulipotyphla; Talpidae. The transcript is spliced from 13 exons.
UGUGUUCGCCUGGACCCAGUAACUUGAAUUGGAGUCUGUAGAAACGUUCUGUUGAGUUCUAACCAGAAUCUCUUUGGAUACCAAGACUGAGCUGGUUAUUGAUCUGGGAAGAUGUUCCAGUUCCUUCUGGCUACCUAACAGAACACACUAUACCGACAACCAUUGAAAACCAGAAGAUCGAUUGUUCCAGUUAAGAACAUUGAGACAACGGUGGUCAGGCUGCUCACACAUGUACGAAACUGACUUCUCAGAAGACACAACUUCUAAGCAGCAGGACGAUCUACUUUAUGAUGGAGACUUCUCCCAAAUGAAGAGAUGCUGCAAUUAUGGUUUUACCUUAAAAACUGAUGUUCUUGGUAUUUCAAAUCAAGUGAUUUUAACAGUAGAGGACCCUCAAGAAAAGGCUACACAUAGAGAGAUUUGCCGCAAUGACGAUAUGACCAUGACUGUGGAUAAAAGAACUGAAAAUUGUAUCGACCAAAAACUUGGUAAAGAGAAACAGCUCAUCAUAAAUCUUCAUAUUCCAAUUAACAAAGGAAAUCCUUCAAAGUCAAACAUUUCUGAUAUUUCACUCCAUCAUCUUUCCAAAGAGGAAUUCACGAAGGGCAAAGGCAUUAGUGGUGAAACCCUCCCAGAGAUCUCUAACACUGACAGUUUUGAUGAUGCUUUUAUUAAAAACAUUACUUUGCAUUACGUCAGGAAUGCUUGGCCCAAAGAACAAACUCCAGGACUCACUGAUCAACUCAAUCCCAAAAAGGGUGAAGAAAGCAUUAAUAAAACUUGUCACGCAACCAUGACAGAAGAAAAUAUUUGUAAGUUAGAAGAGCCAGUGGCUAUUGGUGAUAGCAGUCAUCAAGAAAAUCCAAAUUUUCUAACUAAAAUCAAAAGUUCAAGUGACAAACAAAAAGGGUGUCAAGAACAGUCACCCCAGAAACAGUAUACAGAGAAUGCAACUUUGGACAGUGGGUUCAAACAUGGCCAAGGCCAAGUUCACUGCCAGUUUUCUGGUUUCUCCAAGGUUGCCCCCAAAAUGAAUUUCCCUAAACAUGAUGUAAGUGAGAGACCACUUACACUAGAUAAACAAACCAGCUCGUCCCCUAAACUGAGAGAUAAGCCGGCUAUUCUGCAAGAUAUGUUAGAAGCUCUGUCUAGGUCAAAUUUUGUUGAAAAACAAGAGCAGAAAAGGAAAACUACUCAACUGUUACAACAGACACAGAUGGGGCCGAUGACACACAUCCAUCAAGAACAUAAUGCAGGAAUAGAAGUGGAAACAAGUGUCUUUAAGUUGUCCUCUACCUCUCAGAAAAACCCUUCCCUAAGUUCGUCUUACAUCUUACAAAAGCUAUCCCGAGGGAACCAAAUGUGUCAGAUGUUAAGAGAACAGACGGAUCAACUGAAGAAUAAAGUACAAGAAUUUGCCAAAAGCAUAGGACAGGAAUCUCCUUAUCAUUUGCAAGACAGGAGGCUGGUCCUGGAGAAACUUCAGGGACAUCUGGAAUUUCUGGAACAGGAGUUUCUGGCCACAAAGGAGAAGCACCUGACUUCACAACAGCAAGUCUACAAGCAUGACGCCCCAGCUUUCAGUGACUUUGAUCCAGAAAGGCAGCAAAGCAUGGAGGAAAAAGGCCACAGAAGCAGCAACUGUGGAAGGUCUCUCAUUGCCAUGCAAGAGAGGGCACUGCACCCGGCUUCCGUUCUCACUAAGGAAAUGGAGGCCUCUGGUGGUAAGGCUGCAAUCAAGAUCAAUCAUGUGAAAGCCCGACUGGACUGGACAAUCUCCUUCCAAGGUUCUGAUAUGGGACACAGCUGCCAUUCUGCUUCUGGCCCUGGACUGCAGAGCAACACACAUGAGGACUGUGGCAUGAAGGUUCCUUGUGCCGGGAAAGUCUGCGACAGAGAACCAUCUCAUGAAUUUGUUUAUAGAUACAACACCCCAGAACACAAUUAUUCAAAUCACAGUGAAAGAUGUGCCUUUGUCCAGCUCUGCUUUUUAAAUGAAAAUAAAAACUCUUCACGGUCUUAUUCAAAACCAAAGUGCAUCUGUUCCUGGAGAGUCAAUUCAAAAUCCUCUCAAGAUGAGUAUCCCAUACCAGGAAAAAAAAAUCUUAAGGCUUUCAUGGCCUACAGUUCAGAUCUUGCUGCAUCUUCACCCCAUUUCCAUUCUGGCAGGAUUUCUGGAGGCAAAUCCUUAUGCAGCGUUAGCAGUACUGAAGAAAUGGAAUCUGAGAUUUUAAACACAUCUUUGGAUCAUGCCCUCAGGACUGCAACCACUUUGAAAGAAACUACUGAUCAAAUGAUUAAAACUAUUGCAGAAGAUCUUGCCAAAGUGAAGAGAUGGAGGAAUCGACUAAAUACCAGAUUGACAUAAGGCAACCAAGAAUAAAAAAAAGAAAAACAACUUAAUCUUACCCCAAAGGUAUUUUACUUAUUAUACUAUUUAGAAAGACAACUUCCUAGGGAAAACACCAAAACUGUAAGAAAUAGGGGACAAACUGCUUAAAUGUAAAACAAGUGGGCCUCUAAUUCUUAAAAUCAAAAUCAACCUAAGUGUUUAAUUUGAAAUAAAUCGAUGGUGUUUACAACUCUUAAUAAAAGAAAU